ACGGUGGCCAACGGUCGGCGGCGGUGGACAGGGCGGCGGGUUGUCUUCUUGUGCAUCGCUAACGGCGGACCAAAAAGCCGCUCGGAGUCACCGUGCAAUUAGACGAAACGUCAGCAUGGACUGGAUGUCGUCGAUUGCAAUAAUCAUCUUCAUACUUUGUAAUUUACUUCAGUUUCUGAAUUUUACAGAUCCUGACAAUGAAAAAUUUAGAUGUACAACAGAAGACUCAAGUUUGGAAGAUGAAAGGAUCAGACUAUAUCUUCAUUCACAUUAUUUGAAUGUCAGCUGCAGUUUGUACUUUGUGGACCCAUCAUCGGAAGAUGAAUUAAUGAACAUGCAUGUGCCUCUCUAUACCAGUGUUGGAAUGAUUCCAAGUUUAGAGAUAUUCAACAGGUCUUCCAAAUAUGUCUUCGACUUCGAACGUACCUUGACACAUCAAGAGUCUGCAUGGCAUCUAAGCAUCCCAAGAGAAGAGCUUGUACUUGAUACAGAUGUGUUUCCUGCGGAUGAAUGGUAUGUGAAAGUGAAAUUGUAUUAUGGAACACUUUGGCAGUCAGCAGAUGGAACUUUGCUUGAUGUCAUGAGAGAACCAAUCUUGCAGUGGAACCUCGGUACAGAAAUUCAUUUAUCUGAGAUAAUUCCCUUUUUAAAAAUUGCAUAUUCUUUGAAGGUUGUGAAACGGCUGUGUGCCAGUGAUGUGUCUAUACUUGCACCUUUAUUUUACCAACCAGAAAGGCUUGAUGCAGGUAUUUUCCUUUUAGUAACAAAGAGUGCAUUCACAUCAAUGCAUGACAAGUGGUAUGAUAUCAAACCAGUCAUUUGUGCUUUAAUCACAGGAGUUUGUCAAAUUUCUUUGCUGGAUAUUAUCAUGACAAAUCGACAUUUGGUACUAUUGACAAGCCGUGGCCUUUUUAUAAGUGAAGACAUGCUGUUCCAACCAGGAAAGGAUUUACCGCGUGGAAGACAGCUUACUUUUUUUAGAAGUUUUGCUAUUUCUGAGGAUGAAAUAUAUAAAAUAAUAUUGUGGCAUACUGAAGAGUGCUUUGCCCAGAAAACAGAUAUGAGUGAAUAUAUCAGUAUUACAGAGUUUACACCUCAUAAUAAUCUCAGAACUUGUCGCUUUAGUCUAAAUCCUUUCAAAAUAUGGAAUUCGUGCUUACCUCCCGUAAUACCCCUUGUAGGAAUUAUCGCUACUAUAUGGGACAAUCAGCGAAAAACAAUUAUUAUAUUGUCAUUUCAGACUAAAGUUGCUGUUACCGUGUGCAAAUGGGAUGACGACUUUAAUAUUUUGGAAAUUAAAGCAUUUCAGCAAUUUUAUUUCCCAGAUCCAGAGUUUUCUCCAACUGGAUUGUUUUUGUACCCAACCAUGUAUUAUCUGUAUGCGUAUGGAACACAGGUUUGGUAUUCAAAGGAUGGCGGUAAUUCAUUUAAAUUGUUACUCAAAUUGAAAGAUGAUAAUGUUAUCAAGGCCAUUGCUUGUCCCCGUACUAAUGCUGUGAUCUUCAUAACUGAUAACAACGUAAUCUAUUAUACCAGGCCAGGUUUGGCCAGAUAUUCUUUAUUUGACUAUUGGAGAAAAGAGAAGUUGGCUUUCUCCUGUGAUCAUUAUGGAACUUUAAUGAAGAUAUCCUUUUAUGAAAAUAGUCCAACUGGCUUCACGGUGGAAUUUAUUGACCACAAAUCACUAAUAGCUGUAAGUUUUCAGUUUUUAUAUUGGAUAACAUAG
Leucoraja erinaceus (little skate) is the source of this 1726-nucleotide messenger RNA. Its product is annotated as cation channel sperm-associated auxiliary subunit beta-like. The transcript has 16 exons. Gene Ontology annotation, cellular component: CatSper complex; cilium. Lineage: Eukaryota; Metazoa; Chordata; Chondrichthyes; Rajiformes; Rajidae. The coding region runs from base 116 to 1726 and encodes 536 amino acids. The record is from RefSeq and is a predicted model, not a curated record.